Messenger RNA from Anguilla rostrata (American eel), 4745 nucleotides. RefSeq names its product ephrin type-A receptor 2-like. Bases 129 to 3062 code for a protein of 977 amino acids. NCBI's taxonomy places the organism in Eukaryota, Metazoa, Chordata, Actinopteri, Anguilliformes, Anguillidae. The transcript has 18 exons. Gene Ontology annotation, biological process: axon guidance; ephrin receptor signaling pathway; protein phosphorylation. The record is from RefSeq and is a predicted model, not a curated record. Gene Ontology annotation, molecular function: transmembrane-ephrin receptor activity; ATP binding; protein binding. Gene Ontology annotation, cellular component: plasma membrane; dendrite.
CUUAUUCCUGAAUGAGAGUUCCGAGAGGGACUCUUCGAGUACUCUUCAAUGCAGCUCCGUACACGUUUGAGUUAGCUACUCUUCAAAUUAAUACCUAUUUAGAGAAUAAUAAUAAUAAUCGUUAAGAAAUGGAUUCGUGUGGGAUUAAACGCUCUUUACUAUUCUUUGUAUUUAUUAACCGUGUAUUUAUUACUCUGCAGUCUAAAGAAGUACUAUUGGACAUGAAGUCGUCUGGGGGUGAGCUUGGCUGGUUGACCUCACCUUAUGAGGAAGGGUGGGAGAUCGUCCAGACCGUGGUGAACGGCUCGCUGCUGUACACCUACUCCGUGUGCAACGUGGCGGAGGGCGAGCAGGACAACUGGCUGCGCACCACCUUCAUCCAGCGGCGGCCGGCGGCCUCCCGCGUCUUCGUGGAGCUGCAGUUCGUGGCGCGGGACUGCAACACCUUCGACGGCGCCUCGCUCACCUGCAAGGAGACCUUCAACCUGUUCUACGCCGAGUCGGACGCCGACGUGGGCACCAGCUUCCGCAAGACGCAGUUCCGCAAGGUGGCCACCAUCGCGCCCGACGAGAUCACGGUGCGCGGCGAGGUCAACGUCAACACCGAGACGCGGACGGUGGGGCCGCUCUCCCGCAAGGGCUUCUACCUGGCCUUCCAGGACAUCGGCGCCUGCGUGGCGCUCCUGUCCGUCAGGGUGUACUACAAGACCUGCGCGGCCACCGUGCAGAGCCUGGCCGCCUUCCCCGAGACGGUGGCGGGCGCGGAGAGCCAGGCGCUGCAGGAGGUGGCGGGCGCGUGCGUGGAGAACGCCGUCAGCCCGGAGCCGCCGCGCAUCUACUGCACCGCCGACGGCGAGUGGGUGGUGCCCGUGGGCCAGUGCCAGUGCCGGGCCGGCUACGAGGCCGUCGGAGACUCCUGCCGAGCGUGUCGUCCCGGGUACUUCAAGGAGUCCGAGGCCGGCAAGCGGUGUGAGCCGUGCCCCAAAAACACCCAGGAGUCGCCCUCCGGCAGCCUGUCCUGCCUCUGCCAGGAGGGGUUCUACCGCACCUCCACCGACCCCGUCACCACAGACUGUUCCGCUCCGCCCUCUGCCCCUCUGGACCUGGUUGCCACGACGGCGCUGAACGCGGCGGGGAAGCUGGAGCUGUCGUGGAGCCCGCCGGCGGAGACGGGGGGGCGGAGCGACCUGGAGUACGCCGUGACGUGCGAGCGCUGCGACGGCGGCGCCUGCCUGCCCUGCGGCGAGGGCGUGCGCUUCGAGCCCCGCCCCGCCGGCCUGCGGGAGGCCUGGGUGACCGUCGGCGGGCUGGAGCCGCACCUCAACUACACCUUCACCGUGGAGGCGCGCAGCGGCGUGUCCCACUACAGCGGCCAGCGGGCCUCCGCCUCCACCCCUCGCCACAGUUCGGAUCCGCCCAAGGUGAUGUCGAUGCGGCUGGACGAGCGGAGCGCCACCAGCCUGUCGCUGUCCUGGGCCGUGUCCCGCCGAGCCCAGCCCCAUAACGGCCCUCGCUACGAGCUCAUGUACCGCAAGAAGGAGAACGACGGUGAGAAGGACGUGACCACGUACACGGUGCUGGUUCUGGAGAAGAGCUCGGUCCAGAUCGACGACCUGGCGCCGGGCACCGUCUACGUGUUCCGGGUGCAGGCGCUGAGUCCGGAGGGGAACCCGGGCAGCAGCAGCAUGGAGCGCGAGUUCCAGACCCUGCCCGAGAUGGAGGCCCAAACGUCAACGCCCAUCAUCAUGGGGGCCGUGGUGGGGGGAGGAGUCAUGCUGCUGGUUGUCGUGGUGAUCCUGCUGCUUCACAGACGGAGGAGGAACCCUCACGCCCGUCAGGGUCCGGAGGACACCUACUUCUCCAGCUCAGAGCAACUGAAGCCCCUGAAGACCUACGUUGACCCCCACACGUACGAGGACCCCAACACGGCCGUCCUCAAGUUUGCCAGCGAGAUUCACCCGAGUCAUGUGGUCAAGCAAAAGGUCAUCGGAGCUGGCGAGUUUGGGGAGGUCUACCGAGGGGUGCUGAAGGCGCCGGGGCGCAAGGAGGUGGCGGUGGCCGUCAAGACGCUGAAGCCGGGCUACACGGAGAAGCAGCGGCAGGACUUCCUGAGCGAGGCGAGCAUCAUGGGACAGUUCUCCCACCAGAACAUCAUCCGCCUGGAGGGCGUCGUCACCAAGUUCAAGCACGCCAUGAUCAUCACGGAGUACAUGGAGAACGGGGCUCUGGACAACUACCUGAAGGAUCACGACGGGGAGUUGACCUCGUACCAGCUGGUGGGCAUGCUGCGUGGCAUCGCUGCGGGCAUGAAGUACCUCUCCGACAUGAGCUACGUGCACCGCGACCUGGCCGCCCGCAACAUCCUGGUCAACAGCAACAUGGAGUGCAAGGUGUCCGAUUUCGGCCUGUCCCGCGUGCUGGAGGACGACCCCGAGGGAACCUACACCACCAGCGGAGGAAAGAUCCCCAUCCGCUGGACGGCUCCGGAGGCCAUCGCGUACAGGAAGUUCACCUCGGCCAGCGACGUCUGGAGCUUCGGCAUCGUCAUGUGGGAGGUCAUGGCCUUCGGCGAGAGGCCCUACUGGGACAUGAGCAACCACGAGGUGAUGAAGGCCAUCAACGAGGCCUUCCGGCUGCCGGCGCCCAUGGACUGCCCGUCGACGGUGUACCAGCUGAUGCUGCAGUGCUGGCUCCAGGACCGGUCCAAGCGGCCCCGCUUCGCCGACAUCGUCAGCCUGCUGGACAAGCUGCUGCGGAGCCCCGAGUCGCUCAAGACCAUCGCCGACUUCGACCCCCGCGUGUCCAUCCGCCUGCCCAGCACCAGCGGCUCUGACGGCUCCCCCUUCAGGUCGGUGUCGGAAUGGCUGGAGUCCAUCAAGAUGAGCCAGUACAGCGAGAACUUCGCCCGGGCGGGCGUCACCUCCAUGGAGCAGGUUCUGCAGAUGAAGAACGAGGACAUUCGGAACAUCGGGGUUCGGUUGCCGGGACACCUGAAGAGAAUAGCCUACAGCAUUCUGGGCCUGAAGGACCAGACCAGCACGCUCAGCGUCUUCGCAGUGUGAGCCGAAGCCGACGGCACUCUCCGGAGCUGCAGCUCUUGCACUGAACUGGGGCCGUGGGCCGGCCGGGCAGGGGAGGAACGGAGCUACGGGGUCCAGUUCUGUUCACUGGAAACGAAAACAUCGCCCCUGUGAAAACUGACUGAAGAGGCCCCGCAGAGCCCGCUACUACGGACUCCGACCAGAGACCUCAGCCCGACUCACUGUACUUAUAAAACGGCAAAGGGAGAUUAAAAUGCCUCAAAAAGGACAAAAUAAGCUUUUAUAUAUCAGACUUUUUAAAAAAUAUUAACUGACUAUAUUUGCUAUACAUACCUUUUUGUAGCUGUUGUACAGUUCUUUUCUCCUUGCGCGGUUUUCUUUUUAUUUUUAAGCAUGAUUUGCGAAAGAUGAGUAGAUUGUAAACGCUACAUAGGUUAUUAUUCUGGCAGCCCAGGAAGAUGAAGUUUGAAUGUGGAGUGAUUUCAGAUGCCUUGGGGGACUUGCCAUGUUUGUGUAUUUAUUUAUUUUUUUAGACUGGGAAGCUGCAGCCUUGAAGGGAUUUGCUGAUUUAUGCUGAGAGCUGUUUGUUCGUAAUUCUGCAGAUCAUUUAAACAAUGACUCACCAGGCAGUAAGGCUAGUUGCGAGGAGAUUCAGAUGUUUUUUUUUUUUUUUUUUUAGCCCUGAUGGACUGUUAACCUGAGACUUAAAAAAGAAAACCCAGCACAGACUUUUACCUACAAUCAUAAAAUGUAAAUUCUUCCUUCUUAGCUGUCGAAGGUGCUCAGCUGCACGAGACCGCCCGUGUUGAACACGAACCGCGUUUGUGUGUUCGUGUACAGCUAAGCACCUUCAGCUUCAGCGGAGCUCCUGUGGGCUUCAGACCCCUGGUGUGGGCUGUCCUCAUUGGCUCCCUGCUGUGCUGCUUCCUGACGGGGUGAUCAUGAAUUCUUUCACUCCUGUGUAUCCCGCUGUGUUUGUGGGAGCAGGGGGAAAAAAAGCAUAGUUUUCUGAUAUUUUAAUUUAGAAAACUUGGGGGGCAAGCGUUUACAUGGUCUCCACAUCUCAAGUAAUGCAAUGCGAUCAGAGCCAGACUGCAGGUUUCUUGAAGCUCUGUAAGCACUUACCCUGUUGGCUCACGUCCUCUCAGAAAACAUAAUUUAUUUGCCCUGACGUUCAAGACAUCUGGCGACUUACCUGGAGCUGAGAAACUACGUCCUUCCAUCUGAAAAUUACCGGCGUUCGCCCAAAAUUUGUCUCGCGGCGAAUGGCUGGAAGCUUUUAGGACUUGAAGAAGCGAAUCUCGAUUUUUGGUGUUUCUCAUUACUUCCCAUUGUUCCCCAGUAUCAGUCCGAAUGUCCUCUGCCAGAGGACAUUUUUUGGGAUUUUUACUGAAGGGCAGUUACAUUUGUUACUUUGUAUGAGAAAUUCACUUUAAAAAAUCAUUGGUGGCUUCCCCUCUAAAAAUUUUGCAGUUGUAUGAUAUAAUAACACAUUAUCUUUCUUGACAGGAUGGUGUGGUUGCUCCUUCCAUAUGUACAAGAUUUAAAUCAAUAUUCCAAACUGAAAGAGAGUAGCCCAUUUUUUUGUGUUAACUUUAUUUAAUAUUUAUUUCUUUUUUUAUUUAUUGUUUAAAAAACACUUAAGUUGGGACUUGUUUUGUAAUGAAAUUUAUUUUUCUGUUCCAAUAAAAUCUUUUGUCUAAA